AUGUCUUACGUAGAAUAUAAUCACCUUCUUUUUGAGAUAAGCCAACGACUCGAUCAACUGAACCAACAUGAACACUUACUCUUGAUGUGUAGAGGGCUUGUGGCGUCAAGACCUGAAGACAUCCCAAAUGCACUUUCGCUCUUUCGAGAGCUAGAGGAUCGAAAUAAUUUGGCCAUUGAUCAAGUUGAGCUAUGGAAAGAGCUGCUAAAAGCGGUUGGAGAAUGGUCGUUGUUUCAGAAAGUGAGAAAGUUCGAGGACAAAAGGAAAGAAUACAAAGAAUUGCUUGAACAGAUCAGCCGUGCUCUCGACGAAAGCAAUCAAUUGCAGCAGCUGGUUGCUGUCUGCACCGAGAGGGAAGCGUUGGAGGAAAAUGAAAGAAACACUCAAACUGCUCGAAUUUUGUUCGAAAAACUUGAACGCCGAGGAAUUUUUGCGUUUAGUCGCCUUGAUUUCUUGAAAGGGAUUUUAUCGGGAAUUGAGAGACAAGAUCUGGUGAAGAAAGUUCAGGGUUUCGAGAAGCGACGAAUUGAUGAGGAUGAAUUUGAAAGAAGGAAAGGUAACGAUUAUUUAGUCCUCUGCAAUUCUCAUUUUGCCGAUUUUUUUGCGGGAAAGUAUCUAAGAGUCUUUGCUCAAAUAGCAUCCAUCGAGUGACCAUAAUAUGCUGUAUUGAUCAGAAAUCAACAUUUAAAUCCAACUCUGUCAGUUUAUUAUAAUUCUCCUGCCUAGUUUGUCAUUGAAUCUAACAAUGUGCUUUUGAAUCUUACAAUUUAAGCCCAAGCCGGUAGCAUUGUCGCUGCAGCCAGGGUUGUUGGUGGAAGAGGUGAGUUAAAAUUGGUGUGAUUCAAUUGUUGAGCAUAAGAAAGGAAGAGUUCCAAACUCCAUGAACAAACCAAAGUUCUGAAGCACUCUAAACCAGUAAUGUAUUUCCGACGAUCUACCAUAAAAUUAUUUUACGGAGAUAUCAGAAAGUGUGGGUAUCUAGCGUAUUCGUUAACAUGCUCGCGUUUGUGGGUUAUACGCUCGAAGUUGUUUCCAAUUUGUGCGAUCAUUGAAUCCGAGACGUGCCCCCAAAAUUCGCCAGCAAGGAAAUUACAGGGCGUGAAAUUAAUUUUUUUUCUGAUAGCCACUUGGCUCCUAAAUUCUUCAAAGUGGUAGCCAAUUCAAAAAAAAUAAUUGGUCGCCAUUUUCAAAGACAAAAAAAAACUUUUUUUAGGCUGUUAGCGUUUGAGAUAGAUCCUCCAAAAUUAAGUUAGGGAAAAGUCUUUAACAUGCUAGAAAGUGGACACUAGGAUGGAUGAUAUACAACGCUCAAGCUCACCUAAAUCCAAAAUGGCGUCUAGUUAUCGAUCUAGAUGCAUGUGCUGCGUUUUGGAAACAAACUUAACGAGGAAAUUUGCCGCGGAUUUAUCGCUGCAAAUCUUUUUAAUUCUCUAUAUCUCUUGGUAAGCUUAUGAUGAAACAUUCUAGUCGCCAAUUUGGCUACUAAUUUUCAGGAUUUGGUCGCCAAAGUGAAAAAUUUAGUCGCAUUGGCACCUGUAUCAGGCGCAAUUUCACGCCCUGAAUUGACAAGACGGAUAAGUAAUAUAUUUUAAAGUUUUUACAGGAGCGUCCAUCAACAAACACUAGUUGUUUAUUGUCCACCUAAAAUUUAGGUAUGAUGUAAGCGAAGCAUUUUAUUGAUGGAUGUUUUUCUUCUGGUGCAAAGUUGUUGUGAGACGGUUAUAAUCCCUUCAGUUUAUUUGCUCGCUUCUGAUUGGUCCAUGCGCGUAGCUGGCUGAAAGCUAAAGAAUACCAUUCGAGCGAGAUUUCUAAGAUUCCACAGCCAUAUUCUCCAAAAAUGAAACCAUAGGUAAACCAUGUUCGGAUAAAGGGGUAAGUUUCUAGAGAAACUGUGGUGCUGCGUCGGUGGGAGAGUAUAGCAGGUAAUUUAGUGUUAACAACUGGGUUGAAGACGUAAAUUAGCCACCGUAAAGAGUAAAAAAGCUGACGUUUCGAGCGUUAGCCCUUCGUCAUCGCUACUGACGAAGGGCUAACGCUCGAAACGUCAGCUUUUUUUACUCUUUACUGUGGCUAAUUUACGUUUUCAACCCAGUUGUUAACACUAAAUUACCUGCCAUGUUCGGAUAGUCUGCUUCUUAGAAAACAUAAACAGACAGACACUUAUUCGGACAUCAUUUGCAUCGGACUACGAUUAAUUUGGUUUAACGUUGUGAUCAGGUUGUCAUGGAAGGUAUGUUUUCUCGUAAAUCGCAAAAAUGAAAAAGUAAUCAGAUUAAAACAAUGCAAAACAAAAUCCUUCCAUGUUGGACAGUCAUAUUCCCACACCUCUCACUUUUUUUCCAAUUUUUUUACCACCAAAAGUGAUUGAAAUAUCAACAUUCAAAAUUAAAUUUAGUGCUAUUCGUUUUAGUACUGAACAUGAAGACAGUGUGUGGAGUGGCAGCAGCGGGAAUAACCUUACUCACUGUCCAUGAGAUUUUGACUCGCUGGCCAACUUAUGAUCAGUUAGUCACCAGCUUCCAGAAAUGUGUGCUUCCUGCUGGUUCAAGAUUGAUUGAAGUGGGUCAAGGGUGCGUAUGCUUUACAAUUCAGGUCGACAAUCUCAUGGGACUCACUGCUUUGUGGAACAUGUACGAGGAUGGCGGGCUCAAGAAACGUCUAUUCGAUUUUUUUGUGACUGAUGAGAUGAAGACCCGUGCCGGUGGUGAAGAGAAUGUGGAAUUGACUGUGACGAUUGAAAAAGAAGAAUAUGAGAAAGCUUACUUUGAGCUUGUUCAAGAAGCUGACGGUGAGUAAUUUUAUCUGAAGGUGUAGCGAACUGAAUUUGAAGAGCGCAGAAGGAUAUUAAUUAAAACAAAGGCGUUUGUUGAUAUAUGUUUAAAAUAAAAAACACUGGGGGUGUUUUUAUUUUGCAUCUUUUAUACCCUCGCAGGCCGAUCUCCUCCGGGGUCAUUGCUUCAGUAGCAAGUUGAAAAAAAAAUUGGUGUAUGGAUUGCUCUAUUUUGUCUCAAUCCGUAAACAACUUUUUUGUCAAAUUUUGCUUUAUAGAUUAACAGUAAUAUAUCAUAGGUUAUUAAAAAGCGAAGGAAAACCUAUUUCUUGGACUAGUCAAUUGCGAUAAAUAUCCUCUUUGAAGCUGAAGCAGUGCAUGCAUGAGCAAUCUACGCACUUGCAAUCUUCUUCAUUUUGAUUUGCCAACUUGGGUUAGUCAAUCUCAUUGGCUUAUUAUAUUUCCCGCUUAAUUUUGUUUUGGUCGUUGAACUGUAGGAAUUUAGCUGUUCAAUAACAAGAAGAAUAGGUUUAAUCGCACAGCUUUGCUGCUGCUUCAACCAAAUUAACUUAUGAACAAGGGCUGUUUCAAGUAAGUCAGAUAAAUAUGGAUAUUUUUUUGGCCACACAAUUAACUGUGGAAAAGGUCAUGGCCUUUUUCGACUCGACGUUAUCGUUGCUGGGAAAUUUUUAAAUUUUCAUUUUCGAAGUAUUACCAUUGAGAGAAUUAAACUUUGACAGCCUGUUUUAUUUUCGGUAUUCAGGUUAAUAUUCAAUCACUGAAAUAUCGGACACAAAAUAUGGAAGAGAAUUCAGUUCCUUUAAUUGCAAACCAUGGCGUCCAAAUUUGUAAGGAAUUUCUUUGGCGGAUCUACGCCGGGUUUUUCGAUCGGGUGGUUCGACUGAACCUCCUAAACUGAAAUGAAAACGAUAAAACACUUGUAGUUUUUCACAGAAACCUUAAAUUGGAUGCCCUAGGAAAAUAUUACUUGUUGAUCCCAUUUCAUCCAAGAGCGGCGAGGGAUGCAUAUCCCCGCCCGCUCUUGGAUGGUCCGCUUUCAGUGGACAUUUAUCUGAACUCCCCUUCACUAAAUCCUGCAUCUUUCCCUAAUCGUGUGUGGGUGGGUGCGUGGGUGUCUGUGUGUGUCAGGUAUGAAAACUACAAUAGAUCUGCAAAUAAUCAAAAUGAUUGUCUGGCCACCGUUAGGUAACCAGAGGCGACCUUUGGAACGAGGUGUUCGAAGGCACUCCGACUCAGUGUUAUCUCUCCCACCUAGAACAGAUGAAAAUUCUCCGACAACAAUAGCACAACUUAAGAACCAAGUCAAGUCUCUGGAGGAAAGAAUAGAAGCUGUAGAGACUCAAAUGGUUCAAUUUGAGAAAGGUAACUAUGCAAUUAAAGGAUUUGUUUCUCUAACUAUGCGAGAAGGGAUGGUAAAUGAUAAAAUGUCACAAUCUAAUUAAAAAGUAAAUGAAUAUCUCUAUCGUCUCUAAUAUAGAGGAAAUAUCACACCCAAAAAUAAAGUAAAAACUGUAAUAUUUUAGGUGCCAAAUCUUCAAUCCACUGACCAAUACAUUGGAUACAAAACGGUUACUAAGUUUUAUUCAUUAGAUCUGCUAAUUCUCUGGAAACAUCUGUUAAAUAUUAUCGGUUAUUUUGUUAAAUCGCUAAUGUGAGGAUAAAGGGCUAUAUUGGUGGUAGAUUCUUCACUGAUUUUAUUUAUUCUGGGUGUCCUGCUGAUAUUGCGAGCCCUGUAUUUAGCAUUUAGAAGAUGCGUUUAAUUAAGAUGCGAGCGAUGCUCUCGUUUAUUAUUAAAGAUAAUAGCAUCCCUUUGGUCUCUUGCACUCGAUUUUGAAUUGUGUCUAAGUAAGAGGCAAUGCUGUCACUGUCAACUUUGUCUUUUACUAACUGAAAUUUAGUAAGUUUUGAUGAGAAUACACGCAGGCGGCCCAAGCUCCAGCUGUGAGAUUAUCAUCUUGCAAAAUAAGAGUCAUGGCGAAAUUAUAAAUGUUCGUAUGGGAAUAUUUACGACCGCUCUUAGGAAUAAAAUACAAGUCAAAUUCUCAAUAAAAAUACCUCACCUUACUUCCACAGUGUAUUGCUCGUUAUCUGACCGCUUACUAUGUUGAAAAGAACCCAUUUUAGCAAGUUAUCCAUUUCUAGGUUCACUUCGGUUUCCCUCAUGAGUAGUUGAGCGGUAGUUGUACUGUGCAGUCCAUACUGAUACUAAUAGCUUGAUUUUUUUUUACUCUGGGAUGAACUACUCUACACAAACUUACAAGUAGCACUUAAUAGUAUCAAUUCUUGCUCUUAGACCACGGAAGGAAGGCCACGGAAAUAAUUCCAGCAGAGGAAGGUAACUAAAUCAUGCAAACACUCAAGUUAAGCUAAAUGAAAUAUAUACAGUCAAACCUUUAUUAAGCAGUCACCCGCGAGGAAUGACGGGGUUGGCGCUUAAUACAGGUUAACUGCUAAAUACAUAGGUAUGAUAUGAUAAAAACUGAUUUAAAAAAAACGCCAAUUUAUGCCAUAACUGACAAAUUAUUGUGAAAAAACUUGAUCAAAACUACCAUUAGCAUUGAUUUCGGACUGAAUUUUACCUGAAAGAUUAUUCUUAGUUGGUGGAGGACUUUCUGAGGGGAUCACAUGGUUUUCAUGGGGGAUCAGUCGUAACCAACAGAGUAUAAAAUGGGGGGGUACUGUAGAAAAUGAUUUACCAUUUUACUGCCGCCAAGGGGAGGGGGGUCAUAAGAAUACAAAGCAGCUUCAACCAGGUGAACUUUUUCGUGUCACAACCAAAUUCCUUCUACGAAAGAAAAUCUGAGAUUCGUUUGAACUGUUUACAACUGAAUUAAGAACAAGUCUCUGUAAGAAUCAAACAUCUUGGGAAAUGAGAAUUUUCAACCCCCCGUCAAAUUUUGCAUGCAGUUAGGCACCCAGGGGGGAGGCACAAAAAUGCCCUUUUUAAGGUCGCGGCACUCUUGUUGCCAUGGUAACAACGGCUGCUUGUUCGAGGUUCGGAGCCUCAUUUUCAUACUUUUUUGCGACGUUUUUGUAUGAAAAUGAGGCCUCAAGCCUCGAACAAGCAGCUGUUGUUACCAUGGCAACAAGAGUUCUGUGACCUUUAAAAAGGGCAUUUUUGUGCAUCCCCCCUGAGUGCCUAACAGCAUGCAAAAUUUGAAGAAGGGGUUGAAAAUUUUCAUUUCCCAAGAUGUUUGAUUCUUACAGAGACUUGUUCUUAAAACAGAUAAGGCCUUUCGAGAUUUCAUUCCUCACAUGCUUACAAAGGCUUCUCAGAGAUGUAUUAAAUGUAUUAAAACAUUCUAACCUUUUAAUAUAUCAAAUUAGAUAUGUUCAUUUGCGCGAAUAAUUUGAUGAUUGAAUAGAUAAAAGCGCGAGUAGAUUAUACCAAGAGAUUAUGAACAGUUUGUAUUCUCUUGAUUAUACCUCGACCGAACACUAAAAGCUUACGAGGAGUGCCAUAAUUUUAUUUCUUAAAAUUUUUCUAUAUUCAACCUGCUCCCACUGUAAACUGUGAAACAUCCUGCGAAAAGCUUCUCAACGCAUAAAUGCAUUCAUACUCUUAAAUGACGUUUUUAGGCAAAAUAUUUUGUUCCUUUAUGUUUCUUUAGUUCAGAAUGCCAGUUACGAAAGGCUCGGAGACAAGCCAUGGAGGAUUGACGAACACAAAUGGAAUUUAACCAAAAUGUACGUGGAAAGUUUACCGUUGGAGACGAAAAGUUUAAUGUCUGAAGCAUCUGACAGCGGUAUGGGAACUGAAAGAGCACCAUCUGAAUUAGAUGUGGAUAUCGGUGGUCAGUAUCGAAAAGUCAAAGUUACCCAUGCUUAGUUUCUGUUUUUGCUUAGUUUCUGUUUUUGUUUAGUUUUUGAUCUUGUUGUAAUGAUAGCUAAAAAAAACCGUUAUCAUUAUUCGUAAAAUGCAAGAAACCGUGUUUGAAAUGUCAUGUAUAGGAGGUGCAGUUUACUUUUUGAAUGCCGCAAAACUCUAGAAUAAAAAGUUAUCUUUCGGCACUCUUUAUCCCCACGUUAUCAACGAACGCUUUUCAUUCAACUUAUUUAUUCUUGUUUUUCUAGUAACAAAUUCCCACCUAAAGCCUUGUUCCAUUUUCUGUAAAUAAACACACACACAAGCCUCAAUUCCUCCAUUCGCUCUCACGAAGGGCUAACGCUUGAAACGUCUGCUUUGAAACCCCUCACGAUGGCCAAUUUACGUUGAACUCAUCAACUCAGUUGAUAAUACCAAAUUAUCUUGUUAAGUAUUAUUAUUAUCAUCAUCAUUAUUAUUAUUAUUAUUAUUAUUAUUACUAUUAUGCCGAAAAGAGCCGCUAAAUUUGCGAAGCGAGCAAGCUGCGAAAUACGAUACCUUGAAUUAUAUAACAGAAUAAUGUAAAAGAGAAAUGGUGGAUCGGUGGAACGGCGGAAUAUCUUAAGACGCGGAAUGACAGAAUAUCCUAAAUCGCGGAAUGCCGUUUUGCAUGCAAAAAUUGUCCAAAAAAAGUAAAAUUGCAAUAAAAUAAGAAAAUUAAAAGAAGCUUAGGUAACAUUGUUGGGGCCCAGAGGAUAGUGGAACCAUGAGGCUUUCGAGCUAGCCCCUGCGAAACUACAUUCUCGCUGCAUUAUACAAUCUCUAGUACUUUCCAGUGCUACAAAAAUUGUGUUAUAUCAGAAGCCACAUGUAAUCUUUGACUGUCUGUUUUUAUAUAUUGAGUAAAAACGUUCCUAUUAUUACAAAAUACCGAAAGAUAUAACCAUUUUGCUAUGAAAUUUUAUUUUUCAUUUAUUUUUUUCUUUAGGUAAACUGGACACUGAGACGGUAACAGGCGACGAUUGGAACUCACUGCCAUCAGCUGUGCGGACUGGCAACUUUGCCAUCAUCGAGGAUAUGUUGUCACGUGGCUUGGAUAUCAACACAAAAAAUAAUGAUGGCAACACGGCUUUGAUUUCAGCUGCUUCGACUGGCAAAAGAGAUGCCGUAAAGUAUCUCUUAGAGAAGGGAGCUGAUCCCUUUAUUGAAGGCCACUCUGGCAUUAAUCCGCUACACGCCGCUUCAAAGGAUGGUAAUGUUGCAAUCAUCGAGAUGGUAAUGUCACGUGGUCUAGAUGUCAAUUCAAAAGGUAAUACAGGCAUUACACCAUUGAUGGUGGCUGCAGAGUUUGGCAAGAUUGAAGCUGUAAAUUAUCUUUUAGACAAAGGAGCCGAUCUCUUUAUUAGAGAUCAGUUAGGAAGAAAUUCACUGCACUUCGCUUCACGGAGUGAUAAUGUCGCAACCAUCGAGGCACUAAUGUCACGUGGUCUAGAUGUCGAUCUAAAAGAUAAUAGAGGAAGUACACCAUUGAUGUUGGCUGCAGCGUUUGGCAAAAUUGAAGCUGUAAAUUAUCUUUUGAACAAGGGAGCCGAUCCCUAUUUUAGAGACCAGUUAGGAAGAAAUUCACUACACGCCGCUUCAGAAGGCGGUAAUGUCUUAAUCAUCACGACAAUAAUGUCACAUGGUCUAGAUGUCGAUAUAAAAGAUAAUGACGGCAGUACACCAUUGAUGUUGGCUGCAGAGUUUGGCAAGAUUGAAGCUGUAAAUUAUCUUUUAGACAAGGGAGCCGAUCCCUUUAUUGGAGACCAAUUUGGAAGAAAUUCACUGCACGCCGCUUCAGAGGGUGGUAAUGUCGCCAUCAUUGAGACAGUAAUGUUACAUGGCCCAGAUGUAGAUUCAAAAGAUAAUAGAGGCAGUACACCAUUUAUGUUGGCUGCAGCGUUUGGCAAAAUUGAAGCUGUAAAUUAUCUUUUAGACAAGGGAGCCGAUCCCUAUAUUAGAGACCAGUUAGAAAGAAAUUCACUGCACGCCGCUUCAGAGGGUGGUAAUGUCGCCGUCGUCGAGACACUAAUGUCACGUGGUCUGAGUGUUGAUCCGAAAAAUAAUAGUGGCAUUACACCAUUGAUGAUGGCUGCAGCGAGUAGCAAGAUUGAAGCUGUAAAUUAUCUUUUAGACCAGGGAGCCGAUCCCUAUAUUAGAGAUCAGUUUGGAAGAAAUUCACUGCACGCCGCUUCAGAGGGUGGUAAUGUCGCAAUCAUUGAGACACUAAUGUCACGUGGUCUUGAUGUCGAUUCAAAAGAUGGUGAAGGAAAAACACCAUUGAUGUUAGCUGCUGCGCGUGGCAAAAUUGAAGCUGUAAAUUUUUUUCUAGAAAAGGGAGCCGAUAUAUAUAUUAGAGACCAGUCUGGAAGAAAUUCACUGCAUGUCGCUUCAGAGGGUGAUAAUGUCGCCCUCAUUGAGACAGUAAUGUCACGUGGUCUAGAUGUCGAUUCAAAACUGCCCACUAAUGACAGUACGCCAUUGAUGUUGGCUGCAGGACUUGGCAACAUUGAGGCUGUGAAUUGUCUUUUAGACAAGGGAGCUGAUCCCUUUAUUAGAGACCAGUUAGGUAGAAAUUUACUGCACGCCGCCUCAAAGGGCGGUAAUGUCGCCAUCAUCACAAAAAUGCUGUCACUUGGUUUGGAUGUUAAUUCAAAGGAUGUGAUGGAUCGCACACCGUUUAAUAUCGCAGAACAAUUUGGUCAAAUUGAGGCCGUAAACUUCCUACUUAGCAAGGGAGGACAUUAGUCUAUUUCUUAUUCUCAAUUUAAGGGCCCCGAAUGACCACCGCUGUAAACCGCACGAGUUUUACCGGGAUGCAUGCUCACGAACGAUGAAUUUUGAAGUAACUGUUACUUUUACUCACAUAAUAUAGACUGCAUUCGCCAAAAAGCUGAGUAGUUAUAGAAAUUUAAAACCUACCUAUAUUACCAGUUUUACAACAUUCUUUGCGAAGGAUUUUAGUUGGUGAGACGAAGAUACAAAGCUUUCUUGGCGGAAAAUAUGUUCGUUAUUGAAGAAGCGCAAAGUCAAGCUUAUUUGACUGACUAUAGGUGUUUUUUCUUUUUUCUUUUGCUUUCAAUUAGACUUGUAUAAUCUCGAGUGACAAUAUUGAGCACACAGUACUGGUAAACGAUUUAUUCAUUAUAAGGCCAGAAAUGUGUUUAUUUUUCGGAGAACGAAUAAUGACGCAAAGCCAGAAGAGUUGAUUGAUAAAAUAUAAAAAUGAAUAUUGGGGUCUUUAUGGACCAAAACGUUUUUCAGGUUCAUAACCCGUCAAAAAAAGAUUGAUCAAAUUUUACAAUAUUGAAUGCGCAAGACUGGACAAUAACUAAUUCAUAAUACCGCGAGAGACAAUUUUUUUGAAGGAACAAAUCUAAGCAGGCAUUUCUGACACCUCUUGGCGGCAAAUUAUAAUUAUUUAAAAUAGCUCAUUUGCACACGAUGUCAUCACAAAUUUGAGUUAAAAUUUUUCACCCUUCAGGCUUCUGUCAUCGAGUGGUAAUUUAUUUAAUUCAACCCUAUAUGAACUCAAAUGUAGAGCUUUAACCCUUUCACUCCCAAGAUCUCACCAGUAAUUCUCCUUACUGUCUGCCAUACAACUCUUUUGAUGUUAAUUUAGAGAAUUUGGUAUUGGAUCAACCAAUAUUUCCCUUGUUGAUAUUUUUCUUUAUUCUCAUCACUUGUCUGUUUGAUAUUGUAUUGAUACUGUAAGGAGAAAUUCUGUCUUGGUCACUUAUGGGAGUUGGAGGGUUAAAGAUGUCCCAAUGAGGAAACAAGAGCUCUUUCAAAAACCCCUUUAACCUGGUACUCUGGAACUUUGCAUCAUAAGUGUGUUAUGAUUUUUUAAUGAAAUGCAUAUUUUAACAUGAGAACUGCAGUACACUGUUAUUUGUUAUCACCAAAUUCAAUGUAGAAUAGUGUGUUUGGGUGUUUUAACAUUCCCAUAUAAUUCAGUUAUAUACUCGUUAUUCAUUUCUAAACUUUAGUAUCAGUAUUUAUCAAAGAUAUGCAGCUGAUGUAGCAUUCUAUUUCAAAGUGGAACCUGUGUCAAGUUUUAGAAUAACAAAUACCGAUAUUACGCAGGCCAUUACAUCAUUGAGGCUACUAUAUCAUUGCGACUAUACUCUAUAUUUUUUAUCGUUAUACAUUGUUGGAACUUAAAAGUGACAGAUGACCAUAUGUUUUGAUCAUUCGAAUGGAAGUAGUCCCAAGUCUUGUAUGUGACAUUGGCUUUGGUUUCAAAGACAUGAACAGAAGUUAUCCUAAUAAUCAAGGGAAAAAUUGUAAGUUCAAUUCUGGUCUUUGAAAAGUGUCAACUGUCAUUUGGAUGAUCACACCACAUG
Pocillopora meandrina is the source of this 10981-nucleotide messenger RNA. The record is from the annotation of a GenBank genome assembly. Lineage: Eukaryota; Metazoa; Cnidaria; Anthozoa; Scleractinia; Pocilloporidae.